GCGUUGGGUGAGCCAACGGUUAAUCGCGAUCUAACGUUCGUUCAGUAUUGAAGUUCUAUACAAUACUCGCGAAGUGAUUCGGUCUGCUUGUCUGGGUUAUGAUAAGAGCGAUCGUCUUACAGAAUUGCUCGAUAUGAAUCGCAAUGGGCGAUAAAUAAUAUUUUUAACUGACGAAAAUUCAUAGUUAUGAAUUUUAAUUUUUAAAAAAUCAAAAUUAUUUUAUUUCGAUUUGUUUUGUGUUUUGUUCAAUUUUGUGUGUGCCAAAGAAAUAAAUACGUUCCUUGUAAAUUUGUUUUAUUUCGAUUCGUUUUUAUCUUCGUUUUAACUUUAAUAAUUUUGUUUAAAUUAUGACUGAUCGGUUUAGUAUAAGUAAAGUUAAUAUGAAUGGUGGCGGUGGUGAAAGCCUGAAGGUAAAUGGCGAUCCAGUUGACGUGGUUGGGGAUCUUCCUUCGGAAAGGACUAGCACCAGUCCUGGAGUUGGACUUAAAAGAUUUAGCCUUUUGCAUCGAAAUGUUUCCCAUAAUAAUGAUCAUGAUGAAAAUAAUUCAAGGAAGUUCAGUUUGGCACAGUUGACUAGAGAAGCUCUCCCACGGCUUGACAACUACAGAACAUCAAAGAGGAAUCUUAAGCGACCUUCUAUCGGGGAGUUACAUGGCGAAGAAACAUUGGAACCACGAGAUCUCCAUGCUGCAGAAGACUCUAGUGCACCAAAUAUCCACUCAAUUAAAUUGGGAUGGAUUGUCGGUGUUGUCAUACCAUGCCUUCUCAACAUUUUCGGUGUCAUGCUGUUCCUGCGUCUCAGUUGGGUAGUAGCUCAAUCUGGAUUAAUACAAUCGCUUGCCAUCAUUGCAGUCUCAGCUGUUGUAUGCAUUAUCACAACCCUAUCUCUAUCGGCUAUCAGUACCAAUGGCGAAGUUAAAGGAGGUGGUAUAUAUUUUAUCAUCUCUCGAUCUUUGGGACCUGAAUUCGGAGCAUCUGUGGGAGUGGUUUUUGCAUUUGCCAAUGCUGUGGCAGCAUCUAUGAAUACAAUCGGUUUCUGUGAUUCACUCAAUGAUUUAUUGCAUAACAAUGGUUUAAAAAUCAUUGAUGGUGGAAUAAACGAUGUCCGUAUUGUUGGCGUAUGUACUAUUCUCGUUCUCAUUAUGAUCUGCUGCAUCGGAAUGGAAUGGGAGGUCAAAGCUCAAAACUUUUUAAUAGCAAUAAUUGUUUUGGCGAUUUUCAAUUUCUUAAUUGGAGCAGCUAUUGGUCCACAAGGUGAUCCUGAAAAAAUAGCUAAAGGAUUUGUUGGUUUUUCAUGGGGAACUAUAAACGAAAACUUAGGUCCAAGUUAUAGGUUAUCUGAAGGAACCGAUCAAAAUUUCUUCAGUGUUUUUGCCAUUUUCUUUCCAAGUGUAACAGGUAUUCAAGCUGGAGCUAACAUCUCAGGAGAUCUUAAAAACGCCGGAAAAUCUAUCCCCAAAGGAACAAUGUUAGCUCUAAUCAUUUCUAUGUUAACUUAUGGAAUUUUUGUUGUAUUUGCUGGUAGUGCAGCACUUCGUGAUGCAUCUGGUAAUAUUUCCGAUCUUGUCAAUGGAACACUUUUAACUGAAAAUAUACCAUGUAGAUUAAACAAUACAUGCGAAUAUGGUUUGGCUAAUUCAUACUCCAUAAUGCAACUUAUGUCCGUAUGGGGUCCACUAAUUUAUGCUGGAUGCUUUGCUGCAACAUUAAGUACAGCUUUGACAAAUCUUCUUUCAGUACCGCGUUUAGUUCAAUCCCUUGGUACUGAUCAAAUCUAUCCUGGAUUGAUUUUCUUUUCAAAACCUUAUGGCAAACAUGGUGAACCUUAUCGUGGAUACGUUUUGACAUUCCUUAUAUCUGCUGGAUUUCUUCUGAUUGGUGAAUUGAAUGUUAUUGCACCAAUGAUUUCAAACUUUUACUUAGCCUCAUAUGCGUUGAUAAACUUUUGCACAUUCCAUGCAGCACUUAUAAAGCCAUUAGGCUGGAGGCCAACAUUUAAGUACUACAACGUCUGGCUUAGUUUAUUUGGCUUCGUAUUAUGCGUGGCUAUAAUGUUUUUAAUCGAAUGGAAAUCAUCUCUGAUUACUCUUGUCAUAAUAUUCGCAUUGUACCUGAUUGUUGUCUAUAGGAAACCAGAUGUCAAUUGGGGUGAUUCAACUCAAGCCCAAACAUACAAAACCGCCUUAUCUGCAACACAAAAAUUAAACACAAUUUCCGAUCAUGUUAAGAACUAUCAUCCUCAAGUAUUAGUUUUAGCCGGAAAUCCUAAAGUUAGACCACCAUUGAUUGAUCUUGGUAGUUUAAUUACCAAAAAUACAUCACUUAUGAUGGUUGGAAAGAUUGUUCCGCUUAAAAUUGGUUAUAAGAACCGUAAAAAUCUUAUUGAAGAAGGUCAAAAGUAUUUGGAUGCUAGAAAAAUUAAAGCCUUCUAUAAUGUUAUUGAUGGAUUCACAAUGGAAGAUGGAACAUCUGCUCUUAUUAAAGCAAGUGGAUUUGGUAAACUCACUCCUAAUAUAGUGCUUAUGGGUUACAAGAAUGAUUGGAGGCAGUGCCCCAAGGAAGAAGUUUCUUCAUACUUUGAAAUUUUGCACAAUGCCUUCUCACUUCGAAUGGGUGUGGCUAUCCUUCGAGUACCUGAUGGUCUUGACUUCUCUGAACUUAAUCAUGAAAUCCGAACGCCUGCUCUUAACGGCAACGCUAUAAAUCAUUUGCAAACACAAGGUGUUGCAAAUAUGACAAUUCCUCACAUGCAAGCCACUUCCGAUAUUUUCCAUGUGGAUUCAAAUUUGAACUUGCCUGGUAUGAUUAGUGCUACAAGCACUAUAACUGUACCACAACCUGCCCCGAUGCCAAAUAUGAGCAGCGCUAAAAAGUUGCAAAUCACAAAUGACAGUAUAAUUUAUUCGACAAAGGGUGGAUCUGAGUUGCCGAAGGAUGUUCUUGAUGCUGUAACAGUGUUUGCUAGGAAACAGCCUAAAGGAACUAUUGAUGUUUGGUGGAUGUAUGAUGACGGAGGCUUAACAAUGCUCCUGCCUUACAUUAUUUCUAUGCGUUCUAAUUGGUCAAAUUGCAAACUACGUGUGUUCGCUUUGACAAAUCGCCGAUUGGACUUGGAAGAAGAAGAAAAGAGCAUGUCUAGCCUCUUGCAAAAACUUCGAAUAAACUUUUCUUCAUUGGUAAUGUUACAAGGUGUAACUGAUAGGCCACGAUUGGAAACUAUUACUAGACAUAGACGUCUUCUAGAUGGUUUUGUCCAAACGGCAGCCAAUCCAAAUGGCUCUGUUACAGAAGAAGAAAUCCAAGGCUUGGAGGAGAAAACACAUCGACAGUUACGUAUUCAUGAGUUGCUAGUAGAUCACUCAUCAAAGGCUUCCUUGGUUGUUAUGUCCUUGCCAAUGCCAAGAAGGGAAGCAAUUUCACCGCCACUCUAUAUGUCUUGGCUUGAGAUGCUUACGAGUGAUAUAAGCUGUCCGUUUAUAUUGGCUAGAGGCAAUCAAACACCAGUGCUUACGUUUUACUCUUAAUUAUUGUGCACACACACCAAAAAUGUUGUACUCAUUUCGAUUAUACAUACAUUAUAUUACUUAUAGAAAUAUUUUAUUAAAAAAAUAUUUAGUUUUUAUUAUUUUCCGAUAAUUUAUUAGCUUUCUUUAGGCUAAAAUACUUAAUUUUUUAAGACC
Episyrphus balteatus (marmalade hoverfly) is the source of this 3680-nucleotide messenger RNA. It is a transcript of the gene NKCC, whose product is annotated as bumetanide-sensitive sodium-(potassium)-chloride cotransporter. The transcript has 13 exons. Gene Ontology annotation, biological process: chloride transmembrane transport; sodium ion homeostasis; sodium ion transmembrane transport. Gene Ontology annotation, cellular component: membrane. Gene Ontology annotation, molecular function: sodium:potassium:chloride symporter activity. The coding region runs from base 348 to 3524 and encodes 1058 amino acids. The record is from RefSeq and is a predicted model, not a curated record. NCBI's taxonomy places the organism in Eukaryota, Metazoa, Arthropoda, Insecta, Diptera, Syrphidae.